AUGCCAUCAUCUUCUUCUCUCCCUCUCCGCAAUUGCAACCAAUUUCCAUUCUUCCAUUUCCUCCCACCAACAACAACAACUUUCAACAACAAUCACUUUUCUCCAAUCAUAACCAAAUCACAAUCCAUGUCCUCUUCUUCAUCCAACAAUCCCUCACAACAACAACAACAACCUCAAAUCACAAACAUUGAACAACAACAAAACAAACUCUCCCAUGUCCUCAAAUACCACAACCAAACCAAACACAAUUUCAACAACUACGCAAGAGGCCCUCACGGUCUUGAUUGGGCCAACCAACCCAACCCAUUUCGCAGAUACAUCUCUUCCCCUCUUCUUCCCCUUCUCCAUUUCACCCCUCAACAAGAACAACAACAAUCACCCCUUUACUCAUCUCUCUUCAAUUCUCUCCCAUCUCCAAAACCCAUUUCCAAAUCCACCAUCUCUCAAUUCCUCUAUGAUUCUCUCGCCCUCUCAGCUUGGAAAACUACUUCCUUUUCAACUUGGUCCUUAAGGGAACAUUCUUUGGAACUCAGAGCUCAAAUCCCACCUGGGUUUUUCUCUAAAUUUUUUCCACCCAAUUGUUUCCUUGUUGGCUUUUCCUCCAUUUUCUGGCGUGAGUCUUGGAAGUAUGGUGAACGUGGCUUUAGAUACUGUAACCAUGAUGUUGGUCAUGCUAUUGCUGCUGUUUCAAUGGCUGCUGCUGGGCUUGGUUGGGAUGUGAAGCUAUUGGAUUCAUUAGGGUUUGAAGAGAUCAAGUUUCUUAUGGGAGCUCAUGUUUUUCCGGAAUUCAAAACGCCGCGGCGUGCUGUUAAAGGUAAGAUUCCUGAGAUUGAGUUUGAACAUCCUGAUUGUGUAAUGCUUGUUUUUCCGAGCGGGGUUAGUGGUUUUGAUUUGGAUUAUAGAGAAUUGAGUGAUGCUAUGUUGGAGUUUUCGAAGUUGGAGUGGAAAGGGAAACCUAAUUCGCUUAGUAAAGAACAUGUUUGUUGGGAUGUUAUUUAUAAAACUUCUGAAGUUGUUAAAAAGAGUUUAACUUUAGGAGAUAGGUUUUUGGUUGAUCCAUUUCAAAGAAGUGGAAUUUGUAAUGAAUCUGAAAGUGGAAGUGUUUACAAGGGUUUAACUGUGAGGGAAGUUGUUAGGAAGCGUAGAAGUGCGGUUGAUAUGGAUGGAGUUACUGGAAUGGAGAGGGAAACAUUUUAUCAGAUUUUGUCACAUUGUCUUCCAUCUGGUUCAGAAGGUGGAAAGAAGCAGGGGAAACAACUCUCUUUGCCGUUCCGAGCGCUUCCUUGGGAUGCCGAGGUUCAUGCUGCUUUGUUUGUUCAUAGAGUGACGGGGUUACCUCAGGGAUUGUAUUUCCUUGUGAGGAAUGAAGAUCAUUUUGCUGAGUUGAAGAAAGCUAUGAAUCCUGACUUUGUCUGGACCAAACCGGAGGGUUGUCCUGAUGAGCUUCCUCUAUAUGAACUCCUUAGGUCGGAUUGUCGGAAGCUUGCUAAGCAGCUUUCGUGUCAUCAGGACAUUGCAAGUGAUGGUUGUUUUAGCCUUGGUAUGUUGGCCCGUAUGGAACCUACUUUGCGUGAGAAGAACGUUUGGAUGUAUCCGCGCUUGUUUUGGGAAACUGGAGUUCUUGGACAGGUGUUGUACCUUGAAGCUCAUGCAGUUGGAAUCUCAGCGACUGGAAUUGGCUGCUUUUUUGAUGACCCUGUGCAUCAGUUACUUGGGUUAAAAGGGUCAACCUUCCAAAGCCUAUAUCAUUUUACUGUCGGAAGUCCUGUCGUGGACAAGCGUAUAAUGAGCUUACCGGCCUAUCCAGGCCCCGAAGAUGUUGCGUGA
Molecule: messenger RNA, 1827 nt
Organism: Vicia faba (fava bean)
Lineage: Eukaryota; Viridiplantae; Streptophyta; Magnoliopsida; Fabales; Fabaceae
Source: the annotation of a GenBank genome assembly